Molecule: messenger RNA, 2091 nt
Organism: Dentiscutata erythropus
Lineage: Eukaryota; Fungi; Glomeromycota; Glomeromycetes; Diversisporales; Gigasporaceae
Source: the annotation of a GenBank genome assembly
AUGUCUGUUGGUCCAUUUUUAUCACCAACACACACGUUAGAUCCAGUAAAUCAAGUUGGUGAAUGUAAACCCUCACCGGCUUUACACGCCUUGAUUUGGAAAAGCUCACAUUGUCAAAGUGAAAUAACUGAAUUGAUGCCUCCCACUAAUUCAGUACAGUCAACAAGUUACAACGCUGUUUUCGAGAAAAAUGACGGCAAUUAUGAGAGAAAGAUUCACGAACCUGGUGACCCUACACCGGUAUCUUCAGAUAAUUCUGACACUAAACCAAAUUCGAUAUUAUCAUUUGAUGAAUGGAGAGCUCAACAAGAAAAAGAUGGGCAUACUGCGGCUGAAUCAAAAACAAGGUCAAAAAAACGUGUUGGAAAUUCUCAAAAUGAUCCCGCAUUAAUGGAUUCAAUUGAUGGGGAGGAUUAUAUGGGUUUUGAUAAUCCUGAUUCUAUGUUUGAUAAUUCUGAUUCCGGAGGUUUGAUUUCACAAUAUGAAAACCCGGCUUCCAAGUUAAAGGAAAAGUUUAAUUUUGCUUCGUUCGAUUGUGGUGCUUUAGUGUUAAAAUCAAACCCAGAAGCAAAAGGUGCUGUUUCGCUUCUUUACGAAAGUAAAGAUUCUUAUGUCUUAAAUAAAUGUGCGACCACGAAAUUUAUCAUACUGCAAUUAUGUGAAGAUAUUCUGAUAGAAUCUUUGGCCAUGGCAAAUUUCGAAUUCUUUUCUUCAACAUUCAAAGACUUUAAAAUAUCUAUUAGUAAAUGGUAUCCUGCUAAGGAAUGGAAAGUUAUAGGCGAAUAUAGAGCAAAAAACUCAAGGGAACUACAGAUAUUUGAGGUUAAAGAUCCAAUAAUGUUUGCAAAGUAUCUUCGUAUUGAUUUUUUGACUCACUAUGGACAUCAGUAUUAUUGUCCCGUAAGUUUGCUUCGGAUUCAUGGUUCAAAUGAAUAUGAAAAGUGGAAAAGUGAAAAAGAAGAGAUUGAAAAGAUUGAAAACCAACUUAAAGAAUCUCAAAGUCAAGAAAUUGUAUCACCGUCUAAAUCUUCUCAUGACAUCGAUAUUGACGGAAUUAAUUCAAAUGAUGACAAUUCUAGCCUUUUAAUAUCAACCACAUCUGAGCAGCUUAAUUCAAAAGAUUCGAUAGAAGAGUUGCCGAGAAAGUUGAAAAGUCAUCCAGGAUCAACAGUGCAUUCAUCCGAUUCGAGCAUCAAUGAUAAGACUAAUGUCGAAAAAAACUCUGUACCCUUAACGUCUAUUGACGUGUGUCCAGCGAACGAUAUUCAUAGGUUGUUUCAAUACAAAUCUUGCUACAUUACACUUCCUCUAAUCGAGCAAUAUUACCAACCAAACCAUAUAUACUCGGACGAAUCUCUACUACUCCCACAAGUAUGUUUAAUUGAUAUGUGUCCACUAGUUGUGACCGAAUCCGAUCUAAUAUCAAUGGAAGAUGUAUAUAGUUUCAUCGAAUUUAAUGAAAAUAGGAAGAUGCAUAUAACAGGUUUGGGAACAAAGUCGAUACACCGUUUACCAUCAUCAACUACACAAUCUACGCAGAAACCAUCAUCAACAUUAAAGACUUUCAAGGAUGAAGCCGGUGAUACUUUCGUACCUUCUUCAUAUCUAGAUGGUAGUAGACAUUCGAAUGGUGGAGGACAAGAUAGUAUUUUUAAAACUAUUAUGACGCGUCUCAGUAAACUCGAACAUGAUACGGACUUAUCUAACCGUUAUAUAAGAAAUAUGCUUAAAGAAACUUUAGAAAGCUUGGAUACGUCACAAUCACAGCAUAUAAUGUCUAUAUGGAAUCAGAUCAAUGAAACAGUGGGAAGUUUGAAAAACGGAUAUGAACGGUUGGUAAUAGAAUCAAUUACAGAAAUUAAGGCCACGCAAAGUCGCCAUAACGAGGAAUUAAGGAAUGUCACAUCAGAUUUACAUCAUCUAGUAACAGAGGUUGCCUUUUUUAAACGUCUUGGACUUGGAUUUAUUAUUAUAUUUUUAAUAUUGAUUGGUAUUAAUUAUGACUUGGCAAAUAUACGAAGCUCAAUAUUAGCUUUUCAUACCUCAAUGAACGAGUUUUCAAUACAAAAUUAUAGGAAGAUCCGGUCAUCA